AGCCUUUUUCCUUCAGACUGCUAAGCUCACAAUGACAGAGUCCGUCCGGUAGAGCAACAUGCCAUGUUCUGGAUCUUUUGUUUGGAUUUUCCUCUCCACAUGGGGAAUAAUUGCGGGCAGUGUGAGGACUCUACCUCAUGUGAUGAAGUACCAAAUAGUGAUCCCUCAGAGGCUGGGGGAUCCAUCUCUCAUUAAUGAUGCAGCCACACAUCAGACAUACCCUGAUGUACUCCAGUACUCUUUGACGAUUGUUGGGCAAAACUACACACUGCACUUGGAAAAGAACAAAGAUCUUGUCGGGAAAAACUUCUCUGUGACACACUAUUCUGAUCAGGGCACCCAAAUCACAACUACUCCAGAUCUUAGGGUUCACUGCUACUACCAUGGGCACGUCGUGGGAGUAGAGGACUCCUCUGCCAGCGUGGGACUCUGCUCAGGAUUAAAGGGGUUUGUGCGUCUCCGGGACCAAAUGUACCUUCUUGAACCUCUGGCCGGCGCCGAGGCGGGACAGCAGGGUGACAGACCGAGCUCCAGAGCUCACAGUGACGAGGGUCUCCAUGCCGUCUACAACUACAAACACCUGAGGAGGAAGAGGAGCUCCUGUUCCCAUGGAAACACGACCACUUUCUACGAUCACGGAGCUCGUCCGUCUGGACUGUUCCAGCUCGGCAGCCUGAAAAGCAGAGCCCAGACCAAAGACCGUACAGGAAAACCCAAGACAGUGGAGCUGGUUGUGGUGGUCGACCACACGGAGUAUAAGAAGUUUGGCAGUAAGAAGACAAUAGAGGCCAGAGCGCUUGAAAUAGCAAACCACGUGGACAAGCUGUAUCGCCCCGUGGGUGUUCGCGUGAUGCUGGUCGGUCUGGAUAUCUGGUCGUACAAAGAUCAGGUGGAGGUCAGCACUAACCCUGAGCUCACCCUCAGUCGCUUCCUCGAGUGGCGUCAGCGGAGCCUGCUGCCGAGGACCAAACACGACAACGCACAGUUCAUCACAGGUGUGGAUUUCGAGGGUUCCACUGUCGGCUUAGCCAACACCAAUGCAAUGUGCACCUCUAACUCUGGAGCUGUCAAUGAGGAUCACAACACUAACUCAAUAGGAGUGGCCUCUACAAUUGCACACGAGAUGGGUCACAACCUGGGCUUGGCCCAUGACUCCGGAAACUGUGUCUGUGGCUCCUUAACAUCAAAAAGAGGCUGCAUCAUGGCUGAGAGCGUUGGCCUUGUGUAUCCAGAGCUGUUCAGUAGCUGCAGUCAGCAGCAGCUCAGCAGGUUCUUGGACGAGAUCAACCCUGCCUGCCUGCUGGAUACUCCCGCUGCUGCUCGCAUCUAUGGAGGGCCAGUGUGUGGAAACGCCUUCCUGGAGCCUGGAGAGGAAUGUGACUGUGGCACCGCAGAGGAGUGCCAGAAUCCUUGCUGCAAUGCCACUACCUGUAAACUAAAUGCAGGAGCCCAGUGUGCAGAGGGAGAGUGCUGCCACAACUGCAGACUGAAACCGACAGGCAGUGUCUGCCGACCAAAGACAGGAAACUGUGACCUGGCAGAAUACUGCACUGGCUUCUCUGCCUCCUGUCCGACUGAUGCCUACACCCAGAAUGGCCUGUCCUGCAACCGUGGAAAAGGAUACUGCUACAAUGGACAGUGUCCAUCACGGCAGGAACACUGCAAGAGACUCUGGGGACCAGAUGCUGACGUAGCUCCAGAUGCUUGUUUCUACAAGCAUGGAAACUGCAGAAAGACACUGUUUAGCCAAAGAUGUUCAAACCGAGAUCAAUCGUGUGGGACACUGUUCUGCUCCGGAGGCUGGGAGUUUCCAGUGACAUCCAGGAAGUCCUUCUACAAAGUAGGAAAUGGAGACAUAUGCAAUGAGGCAACUAUGAACCCUGAAGAUAACUACCCUGCAGAUCUGGGCAUGGUGCCUGUUGGGACUAAAUGUGGCACCAACAUGGUAUGUUACAAUCAACGGUGUCAAGACAUCCAAAACAUAAAAGUGUACGGAACUAAUGACUGCUCGGCCAAAUGCAACAACCACGGGGUUUGUAACCAUGAGAGUAAGUGCCACUGUGACCCUGGCUGGGCCCCACCUUUCUGCAAUGUGGAGCAGUCUGAACUCCCUGAAGAUGCAGGUCUGGUGGUGUUUAUUGUGUCACUGGUGGUCGGCUUACUCCUGCUGUCGGUUCUGGUUAUUGUGAGUUUGAUGUGCUGCAUCAAAAAAAGGCGACCUGCAAAGAGAUGCCUCCAGUCUACCUCAGGACAAUCCAACCCGUUGUUUCGGUCAAGCGGUGGUGCACGAGGCAGCCCUCGUCUCGGGUCCAUGAACAUCAGCCCGCCUACAUUUGUUGAAUCAUCAGCCACUCUAGCCUGCAAACCUCUGUCCUCUGCUCCUGCCAGACCGCAUACUGGAGCACCGAAGCCCAGCAGAGCAGCUCCAGUGCCACCUAAGAAAUUGUCAGCUGUACCCCUGUACCAGGAUGUAAGGCAGUUCAUGCGGCCUGUUUCAAGCAAGCCAAUCUUUGCUGAGAAUAAGCCACUACCUCCAUCCAGACCUCUGCCACCACUUGCAACAACAAAACCAAUCAUGAAGCCAAAGCCUCCAAUGCCUCCAGUGAAGCCAAAGCCCUCUGCAGUCCGGUCUCCGCUGCCACACACUCAGCUGCUUGCAGGGAGAGCUGCCCUGAUGCCCCCCAGCAGGCCCAGAUGACAGAGGGAAUAAUUCAGCCUGAUGUAAACACUGAGAUCCUCUGACUGAGGACAUUGUUGUUGUCACACCUAAGAAGAACCUAGAAAUCCUCUCAGGCAGCGCUUGUCUGGUUUAAAGUGGAAGCAAGAUCCACUGAAGGAUCGUCAAUAAUAAGUGACAGAGCUUUUCUGUCAAUGCUCUCCCUGAGGAUUACCGCCGUCUGUGUCUUGGUUAUGUAAGCCAUCAGUAUGUUGAUUGGGAAAACUGAAGCCUUGAUUGACAGACUCAACUUCAUGUGCUUUAUAAAUGACAAGUGGCUAUGCUGCCAUGAUGAUCUGUUUUGUAUUUUUAUGGGAAAUGUCUCUCUUCCUUGAUACUGGGAUACAUGAAUACUUAAUGAGGCAAUUGCACUAUUGUUGAUGCUGUAACUGUUUUACUGCUACUAUUCCCUCACACAGGUUUUGGUACUGCUUUUAAAAGGAAUAAUGCUGUUACGGGAUUUUAAAAUGUGGCAUCAACGUGGGCACUUUACAAAUUGUUUUAAUUUAGGAAACACCACAAAAGUUCUGACAUUUUCGUGAACAUUUUUGUACUAAACUCGGUAUGCUUGACAUUGGGAGACUGAAUUUUUACACGCCGUUGUUAUGUGUGUUGAUUUGAUACGUGUUGAUUGCAGCCUAAUUCUGCAAGGGAUUUUAUAUUGCAUAAUCUAUGCAGCAGGCACAGUCCUUCACUCAUAAUGCCCAUGAUUGUGGCCUUUCCUUACAGUGGUGAUUCUGCCUUGGUUUAUCCUGCAAACUUUUAAAUGCAACUUCAUUUGAACUGUUCCUAUUUAUGGAGAUCUCUUCUUUUUUUUUUUUGUCUGUAAAAUGGAGCUAACAAUAAAAGCGAAUU
Anarrhichthys ocellatus (wolf-eel) is the source of this 3571-nucleotide messenger RNA. It is a transcript of the gene adam8a, whose product is annotated as ADAM metallopeptidase domain 8a. NCBI's taxonomy places the organism in Eukaryota, Metazoa, Chordata, Actinopteri, Perciformes, Anarhichadidae. Gene Ontology annotation, molecular function: metalloendopeptidase activity; cell adhesion molecule binding. The record is from RefSeq and is a predicted model, not a curated record. The coding region runs from base 59 to 2698 and encodes 879 amino acids. Gene Ontology annotation, biological process: positive regulation of membrane protein ectodomain proteolysis; inflammatory response; positive regulation of cellular extravasation. The transcript is spliced from 25 exons.